UUUUUUUUAAUAUGUCUUUCUCUAUUCUUACCUCUAGGGUUCCCAAAAUUCGUGAGAGAUCUCUCUCGCCGCACCGCUCCGCUGGAACCAUGAUCUCUGCACAGGACGACUACCACCGCCACUACCACUUCCAGCCGCAGCUUCCCAACUCUAUUGACACCUCUCGGUAGCAGUUCACCGCGGAUCGCUUCGAGCUCUUCUUAUAAAGUAGGAACCCGCGUCCUUCACUCUUUUGCCAUUACACGAUCAUGAUUCUAGUGAAGUUGGUAAAGCUUGCCUUUGUUACGGGAAUAUGGCCAAUGCAUGGAAGCACAAAAUAUAGAAAUGCUUCCCGCAUGCUGGGUGAUCAGUUAGCUCUUGCUUCAAUUGAGAUGUCAAAACCUCAUUUUGACACCAGCAAGUUUGCCAAAGCUCUUGCUUUCUCUGAAGAUAUUGGGGGUAGUUCAAUAUUGUUUUUACCUUGUUCUAUGUACAAUUGGACUCUGCCUGAGGGUGCUGGUCAAUUUCAUGGUAUGCCAUUGGAUGUUAAGAUUUAUGCUACCCAUCAACUAGAAUUCUUGGAAGUUGCAGACCUCAUUUUUGAAAGCUGCAGAAAGGCAGAGUCAACACCAAAUAACUUAUGGGAACAUUUGCUCUUUUAUCUUUUGGUGGCACCAUCUUCAUACUGGGAAGGACUGUUUUAAUGGCAGCUGUUGUUGUGGAAACUACUCAACACCUUUUCCUUGGAAUGAUCACAUCAGUUUUCAGGGCACCUAUUUCAUUUUUUGACACCACACCUUCAAGUUGCAUGGCAAGUCAUUCUCCUCUUUUUUGUAGUGCUUACAAUUUCCAUUUGGUACCAGGUAAGAACUGUAUCGAUCUUUGACAAUGUACACAAACUAAAUCACAUCAUUUUCCUUGUCAAAGUCUUAUCAGCAUGAACUAAAAAUAUAAUAGAAUUAGCUCGUGUACUUUUCAUAUCAAUUUCCUCUUCAAUUUGGUCUUCUAUUUUGUACUUGUCAUCUUGGUUACUCUUCCAAGGUCUACCAUUGAUCCAAGUAAGCUCCUUCUUCCCCUAUUCAUCUUAUCAGCAGUGGUAGCAAUUACAUGCAUGCAUGUGAGAACCACUUUUCUACUACAUUAUUUUAAAAAGCUCUAAAGAUUUUGGCACAAACAUUUUGGCCUUAGAUUUGGUUUUUUCUUAGUACUCGAGUCAUGUGGGGAAUGGCCAGGGACAAAUUUAUUUGUAGCAAUGGGAGCCUUGGCCACCCUCACUUUCUUGCCAUGCAUGUAAUAUUUCUUACUUUAGUAAGAAAAAAUACUUUAUAAUUAGAGUGAGUUUGGUUAUAAAUUAAGAGUAUUUUGCUACCUUAUAUAUACUAUUUUUUUAAUAGGUUGCGUACCUUUUGUACGUUGUGUAUCAUCGCUUUCCAAUCAAUGAUAAUUAUUUAAAUCCCAUUUUUCUUUUUUCACUCUUUAUAAUUUCUAAAACAACUAACUAAUGAAGACAAAAUUACUUUGAUAUUACAAGUUAACAUAAUUUUACUUAGUCAAUUAUUUGAGUUCAGAAACACUUAAUUUUAGUUUCAAAAUUUUGAAAAAUAAGUUAUACAUUGUGAAUAAAAUAAUUUUACAUUAUUAUCUAAUUAUAAUUCAACACAUAUAAUAAAUUUAAUUUAUUAAUUUUUAUGAUAACUAUAUUAUACUAAUCAGGAGCAGAACCAGGUUUAUGCGUUUAGGGGCAGCCACCACCACUAGGAUUUUAAGGCUCUUAAUGUUUAUAGUUAAGAAAAAGAAAUUGCCCCUUGAGGCAGUCCCUUAUAAUAUUUAUCAACUUGAUUGAGACUUGUCUUUUGUGUUAUUAUAGUAUAUCUAAUAAUCCAAUUAAUAUUUUUUUUAUCACAAUUUUGUUUUACAUUGUAUAUGACCAAAUGGAUUAAUUCUAAUCCAUUAACUCAAACUCUUUUUUUUAACUCUUAGACAUCAUUUCUUAUCUUGAAUUUAAUCUACUUUAUAAUUAAUCAAAUAUUUAAUGUUUUAGCUAUCAUUUAAGUCGCUGUUUCAACAUUCUAUUCUAAUUCAUAUAAAAGUCCUUUGCUUAACGUUGAAUUUACAUAUAAAUAUUACAUGCUUUGAUUUUAAUAAACUUCUAUAUGAAAAAAUGGUUCAUGCAAUAUUUUCUUAGGACCUAAAUAUUAUAUUCAACUUGCUAUUCUAAAAUAAUUAAUAUUAUUUCAGUCUCAAAUAUUGGUGUAUUUAGACUAAAAGGGUUAAUGUUAUUUUAUCUUGACUUACUAAAUUAUUUUUUUGAUGGUAGAAUAUCAUGCUUACUAUAAAUUGUUGAUGAUAGUUUUUGAUAUUUCAAAUAGAAAAAUUAGUUUAUUGGACGCAGUACUUUGUGCACUAUUUUGUUUUUUGGCCGAAAACAAUAUCUUCAAAAGUAUCUAAUUGGUAAAUGACCAUUUGUUGCAAACUUGGCAAUGUUUUUCAGGAGAAUAGUAGACGCUAGGUUUGCAUAAUAUAUGAUCCAUCAAGGCCUGAUCAAGGUGUUCUAGCUCUGAAGGACUUGAAGCUUUCUGACUCAUUCAUGGAACUCUAUCGCAACAAUAAUUUUACCAGAGAGAAGUAGUAAUUUUUUUGGAUGUCUUGUCUUUAAGUUGAAUCACUUGAUUUCUAUUUUUCUGUCUUGUGAAAUAGAUUGAGGGAGAAGAAUUUAUCAUGGGUGGGUAUCUUUGAGGAAAUUCCGACAAGCUUUUCUAAAAUUUGUCUUUCUCUCAAGUGGGUUUGACCAAAUAGUCCUUCAUACAUUGAGUUACUUUUUUUUUUUUUACUUUUUAAUAUGGAAUGCCUGUACUUACUAAAUCUUAAGGAGAGUAAGUUGAUUGAAAUUAUGAAAUGAUUGUUAAACACA
Glycine soja is the source of this 2890-nucleotide messenger RNA. RefSeq lists its product as uncharacterized. The coding region runs from base 249 to 683 and encodes 144 amino acids. NCBI's taxonomy places the organism in Eukaryota, Viridiplantae, Streptophyta, Magnoliopsida, Fabales, Fabaceae. The record is from RefSeq and is a predicted model, not a curated record. The transcript has 4 exons.